Molecule: messenger RNA, 1035 nt
Organism: Neomonachus schauinslandi (Hawaiian monk seal)
Lineage: Eukaryota; Metazoa; Chordata; Mammalia; Carnivora; Phocidae
Gene: OPCML
Product: opioid binding protein/cell adhesion molecule like
Exons: 7
Coding region: 1-1035 (344 amino acids)
Cellular component (GO): neuron projection
Source: RefSeq, a predicted model, not a curated record
AUGGGGGUCUGUGGGUACCUGUUCCUGCCCUGGAAGUGCCUCGUGGUCGUGUCUCUCAGGCUGCUGUUCCUUGUACCCACAGGAGUGCCCGUGCGCAGCGGAGAUGCCACCUUCCCCAAAGCUAUGGACAACGUGACGGUCCGGCAGGGGGAGAGCGCCACCCUCAGGUGUACCAUAGAUGACCGAGUCACCCGUGUGGCCUGGCUAAACCGCAGCACCAUCCUCUAUGCUGGGAAUGACAAAUGGUCCAUAGACCCUCGUGUGAUCAUCCUGGUCAACACACCAACCCAGUACAGCAUCAUGAUCCAGAAUGUGGAUGUAUAUGAUGAGGGCCCAUACACCUGCUCUGUGCAGACAGACAACCACCCUAAAACUUCCCGGGUCCACCUCAUAGUGCAAGUUCCUCCCCAGAUCAUGAAUAUCUCCUCAGACAUCACUGUGAAUGAGGGAAGCAGUGUGACCCUGCUGUGUCUUGCUAUUGGCAGACCAGAGCCAACUGUGACAUGGAGACACCUGUCAGUCAAGGGCCAGGGCUUUGUAAGUGAGGAUGAAUACCUGGAAAUCUCUGACAUCAAACGUGACCAGUCUGGGGAAUAUGAAUGCAGCGCCUUGAAUGAUGUGGCUGCACCUGAUGUGCGGAAAGUAAAAAUCACUGUAAACUACCCUCCCUAUAUCUCAAAAGCCAAGAACACUGGUGUGUCUGUUGGUCAGAAGGGUAUCUUGAGCUGUGAAGCUUCUGCGGUGCCUAUGGCUGAAUUCCAGUGGUUCAAGGAAGAUACCAGGCUAGCCACUGGCCUGGGCGGCGUGAGGAUUGAGAACAAAGGCCACAUAUCCACUCUGACUUUCUUCAAUGUUUCGGAAAAGGAUUAUGGGAACUAUACUUGUGUGGCUACAAAUAAGCUUGGGAACAGCAACGCCAGCAUCACACUGUAUGGGCCUGGAGCAGUCAUUGAUGGUGUAAACUCGGCUUCUAGAGCACUGGCUUGUCUCUGGCUAUCAGGGACCCUCUUUGCCCACUUCUUCAUCAAGUUUUGA